This is a messenger RNA of Clavispora lusitaniae ATCC 42720, 2478 nucleotides long. RefSeq lists its product as uncharacterized. NCBI's taxonomy places the organism in Eukaryota, Fungi, Ascomycota, Pichiomycetes, Serinales, Metschnikowiaceae. The record is from RefSeq and is a predicted model, not a curated record.
AUGUCCACCUGGUGGCGAGCAAGUAUAUUGCCCAAUGGGACGGCGGAUGAAAGCAAAAAGGACAUUGGUUCUCAGGCUGGGGCCAACGAAGAUCGAGGGUCCGAGGCAGGCACGACGGAGACGAACAAUGAGCAACAUGGAAUGGAGGCUGCCGAAACUGCCAUAAGGAAACCAGCACCACGAAUACCAGAAGAGUCAGAGGCAGAUACAGGAGAGAGUGGUGAUCUAAGAUGUGGGUUUGCAAAUAGUACACAUCAGGAGGGAUCGUCAAAAACUCAAAGUGGCGAACAAGAGACCCACAUAACCAAGAACGGAAAUGCUGGCAAGAAGGAAAACGGAGUCAAAACAGAACAUUCUACGACAAAACAACCUACAACAAGUGCGACUAGCACACCACAUCUGAGAGAGCAAACCAGUCGGAACGAGCAAACCAGUCAGAAGAAACAAAUUGGUCAGAACAAACAAACUGGUUACAAACAAACCAGCCUAAACAAACAAACUGGUCAGAAUAAACAAACUGGUCAGAAUAAACAAACUAGCCAGAACAAACAAAGUGAUCAGAACAAUCAAACUACAGGAAAAAACAUCCAGAGCGAAAAAAGCGUCCCUUCGGGCGACAGAAAUAGAACCACCGUGACGGACAAGCAAACACAGGAAAACCGUACAAAACCUCCUACCCCACCCGAAACGGGCUCUUCAGACACUAGCGGGACUGGUGCAGAGGCAGCUAACCAGGGCUUUUUUGGUUGGUGGCUGUUUGCGCCCGCGCCCAGUACUUGGUGGCCCUUUUCGCGCCAGGAGCCAGACGACGACCUAGUUCGUGCGGCGAUGCUCGCCGUGGAAAGCGCCCGCGACCGAUGUCUGUACGCUGUGCGGGCCGAGCCACGAGCCGCCCAUAUGGGAGACACCGCGACAACAAGUGCACGCACGGAAACCGGUUUGAGCACAGCCAGUAAAGGAACAGGCGAAAAUAGUGCGAGCGCAAGUGCAAACGGAACAGUGGCCAACAAUACAACUAUCAACAAUACACACAAUGCCACUUCAACGGAUGUCUCAAAUUGGGGAGGGGCAAAUGGCAACACAAAAGCAAAGACAAAUGCCGCCGACGCUUCAGGCACGGCAAGUGCAUUCAGUCUUGAGUUGGCUGUCGCAGGCACCGCCAGCGAAAGACUGCCUGUGCCUAUAGAGGUUCGGCCGCGCACCCAGGCGGAGGCGGCUGAAAUAGCCUUGGGCCGCGGCGCGGGGUCCGGGUCGGUGGUGCCGUCGCUCGAGUGCAUGCGGCGCAUCACGCUCCGCACGCGGGCCCGGCUCCAGGCAGAGGCUACCUUUUGGGGCUCGCAGACUUCGGAGCGGCAUCUCUACAGGCGGAGCAACACCAUCGCAGUGCGCCAUGCUGUGGUGGUGAGCAUUCACAGCUUCAUGCCCAGCAAGCUCGCCAAGGUGCUUGUGGGCCAGCAUACGGGCAGCGCGUCACAAAUGGCCAAGCAUGCGCAAGCGGCCAUCUUUCGGUGCACAGACAAAUGCACAGUUUCCACCAUCGCACUCGAAGGCCUGGGGCCCUUGGGCGCGCGCACGGAAGAGUCGCUUGCACUCCUAACCAACUGGGCGGCCGAACUUCGCGGCUGCGACUUGAUCUACUUUGUGUGCAAUUCGGUGGCGGCGCCCUUGGCCGCUGCGGUGGCGUGUGGAGUGGCGGCGCGGCUAGGCGUGGCCCCGCCCAAAAUGGCGUUUCUCGCCUUGGCCGGCGCCUGGCAAGGCCCGGCCGUGCUGCGCGAUUCUGCGGUGGUGCUGCGCGCGUACACUCCUAGCGAGCGCGCCGCCAUUGACGAUUUGUUCUCUUUACAGAACCCGCGCCUGCGCGCGAGCGAACAAUUGGCGCACAACAUUGGCACUCUCUGCGCACACAAUGUGAAAAUCACCUUGGCUGCUGCGGCAGGCGACCAGUUUGUGCCGCUUGCGCUGGCGCACGCAGACAAUGUCUGCCACCCCAACAUCUUCCGGUGCGUGUAUGCGGGAGAAGGCGAUGCACCGCCGUUUUUGGUGACGCUUACGGGCGUUCUCGCCACAAUGCAGAAUGUGGGGCGUGGGACCCUGGCGCUCGCGCGCGAUUUGGGCGCGUCGCUCCUAGGCCCGAAGGGCGCGGCGGGCGCCCACGGCCGCAUUUUGAGGUGCAACGAACUCUACGAUUUGGGCGUGCGUUUUGCCUUGGAGUCAACUAGUCUCGUGCACAAAAGGGAGGCGUACGUUGCCGAGCAGAGUACCAGCACACUUGCCACGCCAAACUUGUUUCAUGUGCCUUGGAACUUACGCGGGCUUGUUCAUGAAAUGCUCGAAACUAAGCAUAUUGGGAACUUAAAGCUACUCAACGAGCUUGUCAAGGAACUCCGGGAAUGGGAUCCCACUACUGCCAAGUGGCGUGAGAUCAAGAGUUGUUUUGCGGCGCUUGAGGACCUAUCUAUGGAUGAGCUUCUUCUCUAA